Penicillium maclennaniae is the source of this 249-nucleotide messenger RNA. RefSeq lists its product as uncharacterized. NCBI's taxonomy places the organism in Eukaryota, Fungi, Ascomycota, Eurotiomycetes, Eurotiales, Aspergillaceae. The transcript is spliced from 3 exons. The coding region runs from base 1 to 249 and encodes 82 amino acids. The record is from RefSeq and is a predicted model, not a curated record.
AUGUUCGGCAACAUCUCUUCUUGGUUCUCCUCCAAGCAGGAGUCUGCUCCUGCCUGGGAUGGCGCCACUGCCUCGGUCCAGACCCAGCAGCCCAGCAGCCCCGACGCUCCCUCCACUGAGCGCGUUGUCACCGAGCAGCCCAACUCCCAGGAGAACAUGAUGAAGCUUCGCGGUGGUGGUGCCGGCGACGUCUGCUGCGGCGUCUGUGCUGGUCUUAUGUGCUUCGAGUGCUGUGAGGACUGCUGCUAA